AUGGCGGAGUUGAACUCCCUGUUGCCGAUCCUGACGCGUGCUGACGGCAGGAGCCGGGACAACUCGUCCUCGUUCGGAGCUCUCGGCGUCGUGCUCGUGAACGGGGUGUUGGCCUCCAUCUUGCUCCGCUUGGGAUUGUCCGUGUCCACAACGUCGUGGAUGCGAAACGGUCUGGGGAACGUCUGGGUACUGGAGCCGGUGGUGGGCAUCCUGGCGGAGACCCCGGGGCUAUUGCGGCAGGUCAUGUGCUGGCAUUUGUCACACUGCAUUCUGUCGGUGCCGCCGUGA
Molecule: messenger RNA, 288 nt
Organism: Ectocarpus sp. CCAP 1310/34
Lineage: Eukaryota; Phaeophyceae; Ectocarpales; Ectocarpaceae
Source: the annotation of a GenBank genome assembly